AUGGCAUUUCUGUCUCUCGUGCUGCUCGGCCAGGCGUUGCUCAUACUGGCACUGGUGCUCCGAGUUGUCUGUAGGCUGACUUUGCACCCUUUGUCACGCUUCCCCGGUCCCAAGUUGGCUGCUGCAACCAACCUGUAUGCGGUCUACUACGACUUGCUUUCAGGAGACUCGCUGGUCAAACACCUCAAAGCACUUCAUGACGAAUAUGUAGGACCUGUUGUACGCGUUCGCCCAGGCGAGUUGCACAUUCUCGACUGGGACGCCUACCGCAUCUUCCUCAACGUUGGCGAUGGCCGCGUUGCUAAACCUCAUCGGGACCUUUUCAUUCAAGCCUUCUCAAAAGCUCAAAUCAACGGCCUUGAGCCGCUUAUACACGAGAAGGUCGAUCUCUUCCUGCAUCGGCUCCAAGAAGAGGCGAGCCAGAAUAAAUCCAUUGACCUUGUUCUAGCCUUUGAAUGCUUGACCGCAGAUGUAACAAUGUAUUAUUGCUAUCAAAUGAGUUUGGGACUGCUCGACGCUCCCAACUUCCGGCCCAAACUGAUCGUCGAAUUUCACGAAUUCGGCCCAAUCGUCCCCUUCUUCUGGUACUUUCCCAAUAUCGGCAACGUGUUGAACAAGGUAAUCUUCUCACUGCUGCCGGAAAAUGCGGUUAAGACUUGGUUUGCUGGCGCCGCUUCGAUGAAAGACGUCAUGAAUGUGAGUUUCAAUUGCUCCUUGCUCUGGGAAAUCCGAACUGAGACGUCACAGCAAUGCAAGGAUCUCAUCGACUCGCUUGCCCGAGCGCCCCCCGACUCGAAAGAAGUGGCAUCAUUAAUGCUCCGUAGCGCUCUCGGCCCCGACCGUGAGAAGGGGCAAUACUUCCUGACGCUGUUCUUAUGUUCCUCGCGGGAACCGACACAACGGCUCACGCGCUGA
This is a messenger RNA of Cladophialophora carrionii CBS 160.54, 915 nucleotides long. RefSeq lists its product as uncharacterized. Gene Ontology annotation, molecular function: monooxygenase activity; oxidoreductase activity, acting on paired donors, with incorporation or reduction of molecular oxygen; heme binding. The transcript has 4 exons. The record is from RefSeq and is a predicted model, not a curated record. NCBI's taxonomy places the organism in Eukaryota, Fungi, Ascomycota, Eurotiomycetes, Chaetothyriales, Herpotrichiellaceae. The coding region runs from base 1 to 915 and encodes 304 amino acids.